Messenger RNA from Gopherus flavomarginatus (Mexican gopher tortoise), 10418 nucleotides. It is a transcript of the gene ANKS1A, whose product is annotated as ankyrin repeat and sterile alpha motif domain containing 1A. Lineage: Eukaryota; Metazoa; Chordata; Testudines; Testudinidae. Gene Ontology annotation, cellular component: cytosol. Bases 32 to 3742 code for a protein of 1236 amino acids. The transcript has 27 exons. The record is from RefSeq and is a predicted model, not a curated record. Gene Ontology annotation, molecular function: protein binding.
AGUGCGGGGCCCCGGCCGGCGGGGCCGGGCCAUGGGGAAGGAGCAGGAGCUGCUGGAGGCCGCCCGCACCGGCAACCUGCCCGCCGUGGAGAAGCUGCUCUCGGGCAAGCGCCUUAGCUCGGGCUUCGGCUCGGGGGGCGGCAGCGGCGGCUCCGGGAGCGGCGGCGGUGGGGGGCACCCGCUCUCCAGCCUGCUCAGCAUCUGGAGGGGACCAAAUGUGAACUGUGUUGACAGUACUGGAUAUACUCCGCUGCACCAUGCUGCUUUGAAUGGCCACAAGGAUGUGGUGGAAGUUCUGCUGAGGAACGAUGCGCUAACCAAUGUGGCAGACUGCAAAGGUUGUUACCCUCUUCACUUGGCAGCCUGGAAAGGAGAUGCAGAGAUUGUAAAACUUCUCAUCCACCAGGGACCCUCCCACACUAAAGUGAAUGAACAGAAUACUCUUGAGAUCAAAGAACUCAAAAAGUACGGCCCUUUUGACCCCUAUAUCAAUGCCAAGAAUAACGACAAUGAGACCGCGCUGCACUGUGCUGCUCAGUAUGGCCACACGGAAGUUGUGAAGGUUCUCCUGGAGGAGCUGACGGACCCCACGAUGCGCAAUAACAAGUUUGAGACGCCUCUGGAUCUGGCUGCGCUCUAUGGAAGGCUGGAGGUUGUGAAGAUGCUGCUGAACGCUCACCCCAAUCUUUUAAGCUGCAACACUAAGAAACACACCCCCCUGCACCUGGCAGCUAGGAAUGGACAUAAAGCUGUAGUCCAUGUCCUCCUAGAUGCUGGCAUGGAUAGCAACUACCAGACUGAGAAGGGCAGUGCUUUGCAUGAGGCUGCUUUGUUUGGCAAGACCGACGUGGUACAAAUAUUGCUGGCUGCAGGUAUUGAUGUGAAUAUAAAAGAUAACCGAGGCCUGACAGCUCUGGAUAUUGUGAGGGAACUUCCUUCUCAGAAAAGCCAACAAAUAGCAGCUCUCAUUGAAGAUCACACAACUGAGAAGAAGAGUAGAAAAGCGGCAGAGAAGGCUCCGCCAACACCUGUCAUUCCUGCCACUGAACCUGCAGUCCGGAUACCACAGGGUGAUGUGGAGAAAGCAGUGACUGAACUGAUCAUAGACUUAGAAAUGAACCCAGAGGAGGAGUGUCCUUAUGAAGCUUUAUACAACGCGACAUCCUGCCACUCGCUGGACAGCCUGGCCAGUGGGAGGUCUUCAGACAGAGACUCUGUGAAUAAGGAAGCAGAGACAACAGGUCUUAAGGCAGCAGCAAUCAGGCCUAGAGAGCGUCCACCCCCUCCUGCCAAGCCACCCCCUGACGAAGAGGAGGAGCAUGUGGAGAAGAAGCUAGGUCGCAGUGCUUCGUGUGAGGCCUCUGUGGUGCAGAGGAAGAGCAGGGGAGGUGCAGCUGAGGAAGAGGAGGAGCAUCCUUAUGAGCUGUUGCUUACCGCAGAAACUAAAAAGCCACUUGCAGUGGAUAGAAAAACAAAAGGGGAAUCGCCAUCUUCAGGUGCUGUCAGCGGUAACCAGCUUCAGGCCAAACCUCGAAAAGGCACGUCUUCCCAAGAUGGUCAAUGGCCAUUAAAUCGCCAAGGUUCUUCCGACCUCUCUUCUAGCCAUUCCGAGCAACAUCCAAACCCCGAAGCAUGCAUGACUGAGACCUCAACAGACCACAGGAGGAGCAGUGGUAGCCGGAGCCAAGAUUCUGCAGACAGCCAGGAUAUCCAGGUCCCGGAGCAGUUUUCAGGGUUGCUCCAUGGCUCUUCCCCGGUGUGUGAGAUAAACGAGGACCCUUUCAGACUCAUUUCUGUGGCCAAAGGAGGCACAGAGGGCACAGGCCACUCACCUGCUAUGCAGUUGGAGGGUGCUGAUUUACCUGUCUCUGGAUCAGUACGGACCAGUUCUCCUGAGCAAAACCUGAAAGUGAUCUACGCAACAGUCCAGCCCAAAAAUGUCCAACAGGCAGAACCUGAAACUGCAGUGACUCCCCAAGCACUGCAGCACCCUGGUGGUGCAGAGGAAGAGGGAGACAGAGGCGGUGCUGGGGGCCGAGCCCACCUGGGAGGCAAGCCCAAAGCAGAGCUCAAACUCAGCCGUAGCUUGUCCAAAUCAGACUCCGACCUCCUGACCUGCUCACCGACUGAGGACGAUGCCAUGGGGAGCCGGAGCGAAUCUCUCUCAAACUGCAGCACUGGGAAGAAAAGACUGGAGAAAUCUCCGUCUUUUGCUUCAGAGUGGGAUGAGAUUGAGAAAAUCAUGAGCUCCAUCGGUGAAGGCAUUGACUUUUCUCAGGAACAGCAAAGGAUCUCAGGUUCGCGGAUGCUGGAGCAGAGCGUCGGGGAGUGGCUGGAGUCCGUUGGCCUGCAGCAGUAUGAGAGUAAGCUGCUUUUGAACGGCUUUGACGAUGUCCGCUUCCUGGGCUGUAAUGUAAUGGAAGAUCAGGACCUUCGGGAGAUCGGGAUUAGCGACCCGCAGCACCGCAGAAAACUUCUCCAGGCCGCACGUCCCCUUCCCAAGGUGAAAUCUCUGGGUUGCGAUGGGAACAGCCAGCCUUCGGUUCCUGCUUGGCUUGACUCUUUGGGGCUGCAGGACUACAUUCAGUCCUUCCUGUCGAGUGGCUACAGCUCCAUUGACACUGUGAAAAACCUCUGGGAGCUUGAAAUAGUAAAUGUGCUGAAGGUGAAUCUGCUUGGCCAUCGGAAGCGAAUCAUUGCCUCCUUGGCGGACAGACCAUACGAGGAGCCACCCCAGAAACCACCGCGGUUCUCACAGCUGAGGUGCCAGGAUCUGAUGUCCCAGACUUCUUCACCGCUGAGCCAGACUGACUCCUACACGGGGAGGUCAGCGGAUCCCUUGCUGCCUUCGGGGGAUUCUGGGAAGAGGCGAUGUGACAGUGGCCGUGAUGCUGCUUCUCACCCCAGAGCCGACCGAUACAAAGCACAGGAGGAGCAUCGUGAGUCCAGACUGACUCUCAGGCCCCCAAGUCUCGCUGCGCCGUAUGCGCCUGUCCAGAAUUGGCAACACCAGCCUGAGAAGCUCAUCUUCGAGUCCUGCGGGUACGAGGCCAACUAUCUGGGCUCCAUGUUAAUCAAAGACCUGCGAGGGACGGAGUCAACGCAGGAUGCCUGUGCAAAGAUGAGGAAAUCCACGGAGCAUAUGAAGAAGAUCCCAACCAUAAUAUUAUCCAUUACUUACAAAGGGGUGAAGUUCAUAGAUGCUUCUAACAAGAAUGUUAUCGCUGAGCAUGAAAUCCGGAACAUCUCCUGUGCGGCCCAGGACCCUGAAGAUCUCUGCACGUUUGCCUAUAUCACCAAGGACCUGCAGACCAGCCACCACUACUGCCAUGUCUUCAGCACCGUCGAUGUGAACCUGACGUAUGAAAUCAUCCUGACGUUGGGACAAGCGUUUGAAGUCGCCUAUCAGCUGGCCCUCCAAGCCCAAAAAUCAAAACCCACCGGUGCUUCGGCAGCGGAAACGAUAGAAACGAAAUCUUCCAAACCGGUGCCUAAACCCAGAGUUGGCGUGAGGAAAUCCGCAGUGCCGCUCCCUCCUGAUAGUCGCUGUUGUUACUGUCACACCUGUACUACACACCGUCCCUCCUAUCUGCCGCUGCAGUCUGUUAGUCAAGGAGCUAAGCUAGAGCCAUCUGAAGUGGACCAAGACUCCCAAUCUCAUGCCAGUGUCUCCUGGGUUGUUGAACCUAAACAGGAUUCUAAGAGGACCCUCAGCACUAAGUAUGAGACCACUAUCUUCUAAAAAAGCAACCCUGUGUCCACCUAGUCUAACCGUGCCUUUGCGAUCUGAUCUGUCCGCUGUUCUAAACUCCCUCUCCCUCCAGCUGCUGGCCCUGAGCUCCACCUCUAGGAGCUACACCACCAGAGGCAGCAGCACUAGAAUACUGUAGACUAAACAGCUUUUGUAUCUGAUCACUACUGAACACUGUGAAUUCUCCUUACUCGGAAACAAGGGUAACAUGUGGAGAGAAUGACCUGUUAGAUACCUGUGAGGUGGGAGAUGCAGAGGGUUGGAAGCUGUGAGAGUCUGAGAUGUGGAUCCACGUUUUUCCCCUUGCUGCGGCACUGUGAAUCUCUGGGGGCGACGUGACGCUCCCCAGGCCUUUUUAUAUUUAACGUUCUUAUUCUUGGACUGCUGUAGACCUCUUGUCUCCGAGGUGCGCACACUCACUCGUUCUAGAUUCUGUACUGAGCCACGGCUGUAUUCUGUUUCAGCGAACUGUUACUCCUCUUUUUACCUGUCAUCUGAACCAACACUAACCAAUGUGAUGCUGUCUGCAAAUAACCCAUUCACUAGAUUUCCUUGUAUGGAUCCUUCACGCAAUAUCCCCCUCUUCCCCCCAAUUUCAGUGUUGCAAACCUGAUUGCACAGCUAAUGUGAGAGCUGGUCUGGGCUGCUUGCACGGCCGUGGCUCUCACUGUGCAUAUUGACCCUCCUUAGAGAUCAGGGUUGGUAUAUAUAGGAAACGCCCGGCAGCAGCUUCUCAGCUGCCCCACUGAAGCCAAUUGUGUGUUUCAUUCUGUCUUGUUGGAUUUGAUGCAGGGCCCCUCUGUUCAAACCGACCAAACUGCUUGUGAGCUACAAGCUUGGUUCUCCCUUUUAGAACUAUAAAUGGGUUAAGCUUUUAAAGGCACAUGAAAUUAAUCCUGAACUGAGUGCCGGGGGGUGGGGAGGGAGGAGACUGGACUAUUUGAUGUCUGACCAAAGCAGACUGAGGAGUUGGGAACUUUGUUCUGUUCAGCAGGUUUCCUGCAUGUUAACUUUGAUCCCAUUUCAAGACAAGUCUUCUGCAGAUCAUAAGGCUAUUAAAUGCUGUGCAAUGAGGGCUAUGGAGAUCUUGAAACAUCUGCCACUUCCCCAUUCCUUGGCAAUGAGAUUACCCUUAGGGAUGGCCCUAGGUACCUGGGAACCUUAAGUGCGGACACCUCCCUGUUUCCCUUCACCUCAUUUCUUUGUCUGCUAAGUUUCUGACCCCAUGGUUGGCAAGAUAGAUCUGUCUGCAACUGCUGCUUUAGUUCCUAAAUGUGACUCAGACCCGUUACAACUGAAACACAGAGCACAAGCUGCUGUGCAGGCCAGAGCAGACCUUGUUUGGAGGAUGGACUCUGUGCCAUAAAGCAGUUUGUUAGCCAGUGAACAUGGUGUGAUACAAAUACAGUAGAACUUCAGAGUUAUGAGCACCAGGAUUAUGAACUGACUGGUCAACCACACACCUCAUUUGGAACCGGAAAUAUGUAAUCAGGCAGCAGCAGACACACGCAAAAAGGUAACUGCAGCACAGUGUUGUGUUAAACGUAAGCUACUAAGAAAAAAAAUGAAGGGAAAGUUUAAGAACAAUUGACAAGGUAAGGAAACUGUUUCUGUGCUUGUUUCAUUUAAAUUACGAUUAAAAGCAGCAUUUUUCUUCUGCACAGUAAAGUUUCAAAGUUGUGUUAAGUCAAUGUUCAGUUGUAAACUUUUGAAAGAACUAGAAUGUCUGUCUUGUUCAGAGUUAAACAUUUCAGAGUUGCAAACAGCCUCCUUUCCUGAGGUGUGCAGAACCCUGAGGUUCUACACUAUUCUCCUGAGGUGCCCUGGUGAAUUCCUGAAGGGGCUGUGCUUAUGGCCAGCCCUGAUUAAAGUGGGCAAAAUGUAUAAGGCUCAUUGAUAGCAUGAAACUGAGGAGGAAGAAUGGUCCAGUGAUUAAACAGACCGGGGAGUUAGACCUGCUGGUUCUGUCACUGACAGACUUGCUGUGUUACCAUGUCACUUAACCUCAGUUUCCCCAUUUAUCAAAUGGGGAUGAUCUCUCCGUCCCUCACAGAGGUGAUGUGAGGCUUAAUCAGUUUGCAAAGCAACUUGAGAGCCUCUAAGGAAAGGCAUUGUGUGACUAGCAUGUCGUAGUAGUCCUGUGAUGACAACCUACUAUGCGCAGCUUCACUCACUCUCCUUCCAUGUGAAAUACAAGUCUCACAAGGUAGGAGGUUGCACCUUGGAUUCUGACCAGCGUUUUAAAGUCAGACUGAAAAUAGCCUGUUCCUUUCUAUGGAAGCACCUGGCUGUGUGGGACACUAGGGUUAGUACAUCAGCCAUUCAGCUAUCUCACUGGACAAAGAUCACAAAUGUGUUUGAUCCUAGUCUAGUUCCAAGCAUACCAACAUCAUUAUUUUGUACCAUUAGCAGAAUCUGCUCCUAGGAGAAUCAGGAGUGGGAGAGCUGCAGGUGACAAUCAUGGUGUGGUAGGAAGAGAGCUGGGAAGGAAGCUGGACAGCUACUACCCACACUAUCCUUGCCUCUGCCUAGUGAUGGUCUGGAAUGAAGUUUAAAACCCCUAUCUUCUACUCCUUCCCAAAUGUCCAUCCCUAGAAACACCCAGUGUGUCCACACUGGCUCUUGAAUCUUAAGCAAACCCCAUUUACUGAUGCAACCUAGAUUGUCCAGAGCAGGAACUAUGGGUAUAAGAGUUUUCUUCAAAUGUCAUCAUCUCUGCAGCAACCAACCACCCCAAAUGUAGUAAUUCAGCCUGGGUCCUCACUCACUGUAUAUUUAAACUAAUAAGGAUUACUUUUUAGUGGGCUAUUGAUUUUUCAUCAGUCUUUUCUCUCCCAUUCUCCCCUCCAGCCCAGUAAUUCUACUAGAAUCUUGUGUUUCAAAAUCUUUAUGUAGCUCCUUCCUAGGAGUCAGUCUGACCUCCCAGUCCUCAGGGCCUAACAGGGCAAACAGAGUUCAGAAAUAACAACCUGGUUAGUAAGUAUCCAAGUAAGGAGGGUAGGAGGAGAUUUCGUAAAGCACAAAGUAGAGAAACCCAGUCUUGUACGUGUAUUUAACAUGUCUUGCACCCUGGCAAGGGAUUACAGAUGCAUAGACAAAAGAUUCUUUAACUAGAGAAAUACUAUAGCAAAUGCCCAGAACACUGCAGUGUUACUGUUAAGUAUAGUGGUUUGGGCACUUGCAGUAGAAUAUGGUGGUAUUUUUACAGGAAGCUGCAGUCGCAGAUGAGUAUUGUUUGGCAAGCUGUGAACGGUGCUCUGAAACCUCUUUUCACACUGUUCAGAAGAGAAGUUCAGUCAGGAAAGCAAGUGGUGGCGUGCUUUUAUUUCCAAGAGUUUACCAUCAGUUACAGCUACCCACAUACAGACCCAAUUUUCAGAGGGGCUGAGCCCUUGCAACUGCCAGUGUCGCCAGUGGGUUCUCAGCGCCUUUAAAAAGGGAUCAGUUGUGCAUGUGCCUUUUUAAUGCUGACCUCUGAACCUAGGUGGGAUCACAGCAGACCUGUCUGAACAGAGGGCUCGUGCAGUGCACCUGUAACUCUUUCUCACUGCUUGAUCAUACACCCUUCUCCUCCCCAAGCGUUGGUAUGAAUGUGACUCAUGAAAUUAUACAUUGCAUUUUUUCCUUUCUGGUAACGUUGUCCCCUGUUCUGUUUGCCUCUGGGAAGCUGAUAUGCAGGCAGCUGUGUGCUACCAUGGAAAUGUAGUAACGGGGCAGAGACCUAAGAAGCAGUGGUACCCCAACAGGAUGAAGAUCUCCACCCGGCACUGGUGUCUGCCUCUUUGAAUAUGUUCAUGACUGCUGAGUAAGGGCUUCCAAAGCUGAGGGGGGAAAAGGGAUCCCAGCAACCAGCUGACAAAAGCAGCUACGCAUUUCUAGCAAAGGAGAUUUGAGACUUCUGAGCUCAAGGGAGUGAUACCAUAUUUUCUAGUCUGUUGCAACAAAUGUUUUUUAAAGAGGUUUUUUUUUCCUUUUAUGUGCAACGAUACAAAGCAAAACAAAUCCACAACUUAAAUGUAGCAUGUUGCAAUUUUUUUGGGUGGAACAAACGUUAGUAAAUUAUAAGAUUCUACAGUACUGUCCUGUCCUACAAAGAGUAUGGUAAAAAGUCUUAGCGAUGGCGCUAGUAUGUGUGUGUCUAAUGGUACUUUACUUCGCCUCAGUUCUUGGUGAGCAGUAGAAAACAAUUCCAAGAUUUUGGUAAUAGUUGUUUAUUCCAAGUUAUGAAACUCAGCUGCAUGGGUUUUCAUACACUUUUCUUUAAAGCCACUCCAAGCCUAAGUGGGAGAUGGAUAUAACUUAAGGAAAACUGUGUCUGCAAAGGAGUUAUAAUCCUAGUGAUUAUUGCUGGAUAUCACCCAUGGUACGACGCCUGCUUUCACUACAGAGAACUAUUGCAUUGCAAUACUUGAUGUUUUUAUGGUAAGGAGGACACAAUUAGAUCUCUUUCCAUUAGUUUAUCACACUGAAUAACUGGAGAAUUUGCUCAUUUCUAUACUGUCUCUUGCAUCUGCCAUGUUUUUUAAAUGCAGUUAUGUGCUAGCGGGUUGGGUUUUUAAAGUCUGAUUGUGAUUUAGCACUUCUUUAAUACUAGCUCAUUAAUGAAUUACCAUUAGUGUAACAGUAUUUCAGAAUAUGAACAAACGAGUUAUAUUCUGGGCAUUUCACUGAAACAGUCCAUACCUGAUGAUAAAUUCUAAUCGAUCUAAGAAUGGCUGGUCCCAAGCAGUCUCGCAUUCUUAAACAGAACACAAUCUUGAAGGUGCUUUGUAAUUAUGCUUCAUUUAAACUACCAGAGUAUUUAAUGGUGGCUUUGGCCAUGACAGUUGUGUGAACUGAUGUUUUCCAGUGCCCUGACCAUCAGGAUCUUGUUGGAAGGAGAGAUGGUAAAAUGGGCAUGACUUGGUUCUUGAAAUGUAAAAACAGGGCAUGCCAUGCCAGGGCUGUGAUCUCAGGCAGGUGUGAUGGUUGGUAGUGCCUGCUGCUUAUGAGAAUAUUGUGUCCUAACUCUUUGUUUCUAACUCCAGUUGCUGCUGUAUCUGUCAGGAUUUAAUUUAGUUUCAUUCCAGUUGAUGGUGAGUGCUGAGAGAAACAAUCAGUCCCCAAGGCCUGGACCUGUCAAUGAUUUGUGGGUAGAAAACAAGCUGUUUUUAAAAAUUAAUGAAUUUAGGAAACUUAACAUUCCUUCUUAUACCCAUGUUGCAGUUCAUACUGAUGUAAGUGUAAAUAUUCGGUGUGUUGGCAGAGAAUGAACCCCUGCUUUGGAGAGGGCUAGCUCUGUUGGAUGCAUGAGCUUUUGAGGUUGGCUGGCUGUAAAAGUGGUGAUGAAGAUUCCAAUCUUGCUGUUGUCUCCAGUGACUCAGCAACUCCCUUUGCAGUUCUCUUGCUAGGUGUUUUUCUCCUAGACACAGAAUAUGUAUUGCAGAGGAGCUGAGCUUUGGCAGCGUAUGUUUUAGUGUGGGAUGUUUUCAAGGUACUUGCCUGGUAGGGCUCUUCUCCUGGAUCCCAGCCUAUAUUUUUAGGAAUUCAGGAGGCUCCCAGUCUCUCAGUACUUUGUUCAAACUCCUGUGUUCCUACAGGAGUGUCUUAGAUUUCUGUUGCUGAUGUGAUUAAUUUUUCAAAGUGCUGAGCUAGUUCUGGUACCAGCCUGUGAUCCACUUCCUUCCCUUUUUCAAAGGACAGACUGUAUUCUAGAGCACCCUCCAUUUGUAUCUGGUAUGGGUCCAAGCUGAGAACUCUAGACAGACCCUAAGAUUAAUAGCUGAAUUGUCUCCUUAAAAUGAGGGUGCAAUCAUUUUAAGCUGCUGUAUCCUAUUUUAUUCUGUACCUAUUAAAAAAUGGUAAUCCUGGCUGUUCCGUUUUGUCUUUAAAUUCUAGAAAAAAGUUGGUAAUUGGAUUUGAGGGACACCCCUAUGCCCCUUGCAGAAAAAGGGUAUUUAGAUGUGUUUUGAGGGGAAGCUGAGCUGGACUGCUGCCCUUUACAAUGCAGCAGCCUCACAAACAAUACACCUGAGCAAAUCUAUUUCUUGAUUUGUGAAACUUAUGUGGGCUCAGCUACAUUAACACUCCCUCAUUCCAGAGUUCAGAUAUCUGUCAGCAGGAAUUUCAGUGGGUUUCCCUUAUGCUUACAGCAGUUGAGUGCAGUAGGCUUUUUCAUUUGAUAACAAGCUCUGUUUGCCAUUCCAAGCUCCCUUUUAGAUCCUACAUUGACAUAUUUAGAGGUACCUGUGCAACCAGAAGCAAAUUUGAUGCUCUUGAAAUGGGAGCGCUAACUCAAUUUUUUUCGUCUUUUGAAAAAUAACUUGAGAUUUCCCCAACAGGGCAGAGAACAGUCAACUUCAGUUUGCAAUGUAGACAUUUUUGCUAAUUGUGAUGUAUGGCAGUGGGACUGAUUUGUAAUAAAAAUGUUAUUUAAUCUGUCUCUGUAUUUUGAUACUUGAAUUUUCUUUUUUCCUGUAUAUAAAAUUGUUAAUCUGUCUGAAUUUUUGUCUGAAUUUUAAACAAAUUGUGGUACCAAACAUAACCAAUCUGUGCAACCACAUAGACUGACCUCACUACAACAAGGCGAGAUUGUAAAUAUUUCUGGGCUUCCAGUGGUCGUUUUGUUGUUUUUUCAUAACUGUACAACUUAGAACAGACUGAAUUAAUAAAUAAACUCAGACACACA